AUGUAUUUAAUAGAAAGAAUUCCUAAAAACAUAGCUCAACAAAUUGCAUUAACAAAUCCAGUACCAAAUAAUGAAGAAGAUUUCUUCAGAAGAGCUGAUACUCUAUUUAGAGCAACAAGAGUAACAAUGGAUAUAAUGGAAAAAUCCAAAAGUGAAAAAACAAAUCACUAUUCCCAAAGAACCCAAAAAAUAAAUAACGUACAAACAGAACAACCUCAAAAAGGAAAAUGCUACUCAUGUGGACAAAUAGGACACUUUGCAAAAGAAUGCCCAAAACAGAAAGGAAAAGAAGCAUAUAACAGAGUACAAUCAACCUACAAAAACUAUAACGGAAGACAAAAGAAAACCUUUGUCAAAAAAUAUUGUUCAUACUGCGGAAAAGAUAAUAGAUAUUAUACCAAAACAUGUCCAAAUAAUAAUGCCAAUUAUUAUAAAGGAAAAAGAGCAAAAGGACCGACACCUAUAGAAGAGAAAAACCUUGAUACAAUAGUAAUAAUAGAAACAAUGGUGGAAGAAGACCACAAAACAAUACAAAAAAAUCUUUCACAAAAAGAAGAGUUAACAACUACAAGGAAGAAAAACAAACAAAAAAAGUAUACAACUCUGAAAGAAAAGAAAGAAACUCAUACAAAAGAAAUGACAAAAGAAGAGUGA
Molecule: messenger RNA, 654 nt
Organism: Dentiscutata erythropus
Lineage: Eukaryota; Fungi; Glomeromycota; Glomeromycetes; Diversisporales; Gigasporaceae
Source: the annotation of a GenBank genome assembly